GCGGUCAAAAGCUCUGUAGCCUGCUGGACAGGUUCUGUUUGCCGUCACAUGCCUAGAAGGGAGCUACUGAAUGUGAAGCUGUAUAAUUAGCAGUGAAGCCAAAAACUGGACUUGUGUGGAAUAUGGACGCAUAGUGGAAAGAAAGGAAUUGGCUUUAGGUCAGUGGAUGGACAGACAGACAGGAGGAAUGUCACUCGAAGAAAACUCCAAACCCAAACGUCCAGCUCGCCCCCCAGCACAGAUCUUAUUCACGAUUCAGCCCUGUCGGCCUGCACCCCCACCUCCUACAGCACUGCAUAUCAAAACGUCCAGCCCACCGCUGGAGCAACCAGUUACCCCAGCAUAUAUAAGGGUCCUUUCUGAGGAGACCCCUGCUAAGCAGACUGGAACUCCUGCCAGGCCUGCACCUCCAGUACCAAGAAGACCCGUACUUUCCAGAACUGAGCGCUGUUAUCAGAGUAUAGAGGCAGAGAGUUUAAAUGGGAGUGAAAAGCCAGCAGUCACAAGAAAUGCAGGUCUCUCUUGGAAUGAAGUGAACGCUAAUGCUACAGAAAACAUUCCAAUAUACGAAGAUGUUCUUCCCAAUGAGAAUGAGGAUGGUACCUCAACACCAGACCCUCUUCCUGCUCCUCCACGUCCUCCCACUCGUCCUCAUCCCCUUACUCCGCCUCGUCCACCAGUGACUAAACCAAGAAGACCCUUCCUGUCCCAGUCCGUCACAGAGGAGCCUGUUGAGCACCUGUAUGAAUAUAUAGCAGAUGUAAUUCCAGACUCUGUGCUUGAGGACGAAUGUGAUAAUGGAGAGAGAGAUGUUUGCUCAGUCGACAGGAAGCCUGGCACCCCUCACCCACUGCGCUCAUGGAGUGAGCAGUCAAGUGUGGAUGGAGACAGCAGUGCAAAGGAGCUGGACAUUCUGUUAGAAUGGUGGAGAAGUGUGGAAGGGUGGGAGACACUGACUGUGGGUCAUCAUGGACAGGAAUCUGAAUCAAAGAUGCUAAUGCUAGUGGUUCAUAGAGUGAAGAUGGCGAUGCGUCUGUUCCAGCUUCUCGUGUUUCAACGUGGUAGAAUAUUGCUGAAUCACAUCACUGAGCUUCACUGCACCGCAGACAGUGUGAGCAGAGUGGGUAAGAACACACGGAUCGCAGGAAUCACCGGGGGUACCACCGGGGCGGUGGGGGCGGCAGCAGUGGUGGCAGGUCUGGCUCUUGCGCCCUUCACUUUUGGGGCUUCUAUGGUAGCAGCUGGAAUCGGCGUGGGGGUCGCGGCUGCUGGAGGAGUGACCGGCGCUUCAGCCGCCAUCACCAACAAAGUAAAGAGCAGCCAGGUGAGGAGCAAGUUGGAGAGAAUCCUUAGGAACUGCAGGAUCCACUUGGAGAACAUCGUAGCGUGCCUGGAGUUUGUCGAGGUGGGGAUGGAGCAACUCAGGCAUCGCAAUUACUCCAAGCUUAAGCAUUUGGACUCUUGUGCUUUGAAAAUAAUAAAAAUGGCCCAGGAGAUUGACAGCUUUUAUUCCACAGAUGCCAUUAGCAGGUGUUCUUGCAUCCUGCAGGGAUUUGCAUCUGGGCUGGAUUCCUACUUCACUGAAGAAGACCAACUAAAACUGAAGAGAGAUUCUGAAAAUCAGUUUGCAGAAAAAAUCCGAGAGGUGGCCGACAAGCUUAAAGAGAGCAUGGAUGAACUCAUACUGGUUAAAAAUCAGUUUCGCUCAAUAGUCGAUAGUGUCUGAUAAUGUCUGAUUAAAUUGCUUUAUUUUAAAAAUACAUGUAAUGUCUACUAUUUUAAUAAAUAAAUCUAAUAUAUUAUUAAUGUCA
Astyanax mexicanus (Mexican tetra) is the source of this 1811-nucleotide messenger RNA. RefSeq lists its product as uncharacterized. Gene Ontology annotation, molecular function: lipid binding. Gene Ontology annotation, cellular component: membrane; extracellular region. NCBI's taxonomy places the organism in Eukaryota, Metazoa, Chordata, Actinopteri, Characiformes, Acestrorhamphidae. The transcript is spliced from 9 exons. Bases 167 to 1726 code for a protein of 519 amino acids. Gene Ontology annotation, biological process: lipoprotein metabolic process; lipid transport. The record is from RefSeq and is a predicted model, not a curated record.